AUGGUGUUCCCGACCGAGGCGCAAGCCCAGGACAACUACAUAGCCAUAUUCGGCACUCGGACUCGAUUCGUCGUUAUGGUGCUCGUGCUACUUUGUCUCACUUCUAUCUGGUGCGAUUUCUCUUCUUGAUCAAUUGCUUUUUUCUGCAUUUUUUUUUGAUUUUUUUUUUCAAAAAUUGAAACAGUCCCACAAAAAAGGCCUUUCUUUCUUCUCUAUUAGACCUUGAUAGGCUUUGACGCCUUCGUAAUCUUCGAAAAUAGUUUUGAAACUGCUAAUAGGUUUCGUUCAGCUUUUUCUUUUGCGAAAAUUCUGUUAUGAGUUUAAAAAAUCGCAUAUUCCAUUCAAUUAAAGUUAUUUUUGCAAGCAGGAACUGUUUGGCAGUACAGUAAAAGAACUUAUAUAAUUUUUUUUUUCUUAUUUCUUACUUUUAGCCAAUAAACUUUUUCAGGGCCAACAUCCUGACUUUCAAUAUUGCCGUCGUUUGCAUGGACGAACACGAAGAAGGUAAUGCGACACAUACUGGCAGUGAGACGUUUUUCACCAACUGUGAGUUUUCACCCUUUUCGUUAUUUUUUUAAAUAUUCAGAACGGAAUUAUGUUUUUUUGUAACUAAAAAAACUAGUUGUCGUAGUUGAUAAGAGUAGUUUUGCAUAAUUCCAAUAACACUCCAAAAACGUAUCGUUGAACUCCGAUGUUUUGUAGUUCAAAGUUAUAAAUGGUGAAUUUGAUCCAGUCUUUGCAUUUUUUUUUUUUGAAUUUCUUUUUUUCCUUUUCAAUUUUUGACUCUGGUUGAAAUUCCUCUAUGGGAGAAAAAACGAGAAAAAAAGGAACGAAUUGAAUUGAAUCGAACUUUUCGAAUUCAAUUUUCUUUUCUUCAAAUAAAACCGAAUUAACUUUUUGAAAAAAAGUUUAUUUUUAUGACGGCGAAAAAUGUGUUUUUCACACUUUUUUUUGAUUCCACUGGCAAUAAAAACUGACCAAUAAAACAGGCUGGAAAGAGUGAAAUAUACAAUUGAAUGGAAACUAUUUUGCAUACGAAUGGUCGUGGAUUUUUUGAAUUUUUUCCAAGUUGAUACUCGAUUUCUGGAAGAUAGAACCGGAAGCGUUUCAAACCGAAUGUAUCAGAAAAUGAAAAAUGGACGGAAAUAACAGCCGAAAAUGGAUGGACGACUAUAAAACCCGUCGGGAGAAGACGACGAUUGUCUCUUUGUGUGUACGAAUUGUGAUCGAUUCGACACCGAUUUACUGGCGUCAUGAUCUCGAGUCAAAAAAUUUCAGCAUCAAAAUAAACACCGGUGUAAAAUUAACAAUGUCGCGCUGCUUGAUAGUUUUUUUUAGAAUUUUCGAACUAAAGCCGAACGUUUCAAACAAAAAAAAUCUUUUUAAUGAUUUUCAAAGGUUUGGAUAUAAUGUCAUGUCGCCUGUUUCAGCACGAAAAUCGUGGUCAAUCUCGAUUGUGGCCAUUGCGGCGUUGCUGGCCAACUUCCCAGUCGUUCAGUUGGUCGGCAGAUUCGGCAUUAGGACGAUCUUCGCCUCGUUUGGCAUCAUCUCUGCUGUCGCCACCUUGCUCAUCCCACUCUCUAUCCGUGUCAGUAAUUCUUCAAGUUUCGAGCUAUGAACGUACAUAAGAUCCCUAUUCUCCAAAAUAAUGAUUAACUUUUGAUGCCGGUCCAAGUGUGCUUCUGAGUUCUUUCUCUUUUGCAGAUGUUGGUGUGAGAAUCGAAACUCGUGUAGAUAUAUUUCUCUCGAAGCAAAUAAGACUCAAAUCAAGUAGUUUUUUUUGUGUAGGGUGUUCACUAUAGGUUCCUCAAAAGUUCAAAUCUUACAAACUCCUGAGUUCUCAUUUUAAAAAAAGCGUUAAUAUUUUUUAAAUGGUUCAUUAUCGUGCAAAACAGUUUUUCAAAAUGGCGAGAAGCUCCCAGAAUGAAAAUAUUCACGGACAAAGUCCAAAAGGCCUUAAAAAGAAGAAGUUAUAACUCCUUUUUAGGUUCCUAAAAAGGUGUAAAAAUUUUCUCGGAAUCUCCUUUUUUCACCUUUGUUCCGCAUCCUUCUUUUUUUGUCCUCUUAAAAAAGUCUAUCUUAAAAAGAGGUCAAGAAAAGAGGUUCCUGUGAGGCCUUUUUUCCUAAAAGUUCUUUUUAGGUCCUUCUGGCUUUCUCAAAGUUUCAUAGGCUCGCGUCGAAAAAGAUAACCUGAAUAUCAGAUGUUAUAUGAAUGCCUUUUUCGGAUAAUGCCCUCUAAAAGAAAACAUCUAGUUUUCUUGGAUAAUUGACUAGGAUGUAACGAUUUUCAGCUCGGGUUCUACUACUUCCUAGGCGUGCGCUUCCUGCAAGGCUUCGCCUUCUCGGCCAAUUUCCCCGUGAUCGGAGCGUUCUGCGCCAAAUGGAGCUACUUCAAGCAGGCAAACACGAAUUGUGCAUGUAUCCCAUCUCCUGCUCGACUUUUCAGAAUGGUUUGUUUGUCUCGGCGCUCGUCGCUUAUGUUCAACUCGCGCCUGCCAUCACGAAUCCCGUCGGUGGAGCGUUGUGCUCGGCGUUCAGGUCCCAUAUCCAGAGAAACUCGAGCCAAAUAAAAACCUUUCAAGAUGGCCUUCUGUCUACUAUGCUCACGGAGCCGUUUCUUUACUGCUUUUUGUCACCUACGGUCUCUUUUACCGCAACUCGCCCAACAAACAUCCCUUCGUUGGCAACGUCGAACUCAACAAGAUUGCCGUCGGCAAGAUUCAAAAUGAGUGAGUUGUUGCUCUGCAAAGUGAGCCUUUUCGAGGAUUUGACCAUUGUCGGCUUUAUCGCUGUAGCCGUUAGAGAAUCUUGUUCAUGCAAAAGAAGAAUGACGUUGCAGUAUAGAGAUCACUUGAAAACGAGUAGUGCCAUCAUGUCUUUAUUUCCCGCCGUGUUAUGCAAAAAAUCAUCUCAAACGCAGAUCUGCAAUAAAUAUUCUCGACGUCAUCAAUCAGGCCGUUCUUUGUUCCUCUUAUUGACUUAAUCGGCUGUCCUAUCUGCAAAUAGUGUACUUACUGUUUUGAAACGGUUUCUCAGAAUGAGUUUAAAGAAGCUGUGUCGAAAUUUUAGUCUAGAUGAAGAUUACCAAACAGAGUGUGCAUUUGGAUGGGAAAAUUUGAGAGAAAUUACAGCAAGCGGGCGUCGAAAGCGAUACCUUAUGGAGCGAUUCUGAAGACGCCGGCUAUUUGGGCCGUUUGGGUGGCAGCAAUCGGCAACUUCACCUGCGUCAACAUGAUGUUCCUCUACUCGCCGACCUACCUGUCGUCGGUUCUCGGCUUCGCGGCCCACUCCACUGGAAUCUCGGCGGCGCUUCCGCCGUUGGCUCAGUUCGUCUGCAAGCUGCUCUGCGGUUCGUGUUGUUCAAGUUCUAACAGCCAUAACGAGUUUUUUUUGAGGCUUCAUUUCGGAUCGCAUAAAGUUCCUCUCCGAACGAACCAAGUUCCGGCUCUUCAACACGGUGGCCUUCUGUGGGUCCGCCUUGUGUCUCGUCCUCCUGGGAUUCCUCAACGUCAGCCAUCCGACCUUCAACAUGAUCGUUCUAGGAGCUGCAGCUGGCGCCCUUGGAGCCACAACUGGCGGCUUUUUCAAAGCUGGCCCUGUGCUCUCCAAGCAGUAUAGGUAGGUAACGCACAAUUCGAAACAUUUAGCUGGUUUGCGAAAUGCCAUAAAAGAUGACGCCUCCUCAAUUUUUGUAUAAAAAAUAAAUAGUACCAUUUGCCUAGACUUUCACUUGAUUUUUAAACUCAUCUUUGCGAUCAUUUUCAGGAUUUUUCAUUAUAAACUGUCUUCUUUAAUUUCCUUUUUACUGGUAGAAAAAAAUAAGCCUGCUUGAAAAAUUUUUCGCUUCGCUGGUUUUUUUAAAUUCGCAGAGGUAGCUCCCAUCUGAAGUAACGCUGACAGAAACUUUGGCUGCGAAAAUCAAGUUUUUAGUAUCCUCUUUUGAGCAAAUUGUAGAUUAUUUUUGAACCUUAUAUAUCCAAACAUCUUCUGUAGCUGAUGCGAAGAAUUGCAGUCAUUUCGUCACGGGAAACAUGUCCCUCGGCAUCACAGCCACCAUGCUCAUCCUCCCAUUCCUCGUCAACAGUCUGACGCCUCACAACACACAGGCCGAGUGGCGCUGGGUCUUCUUCAUCACCGCCGGCGUUUUGGUACGCGACAAUUUUCGACAAUUUUUUGAUGCUCGCUCUCGCGUCACGUGAUCAUGUUUCCGAACUUCAGGUUGUGUGCAAUGUGUUUUUCGUUGUUUUCGUGCGCGGCGAGCCCUGCGACUGGACUCGCGACGACUUCAGUCGCACCAACACCGUUGCGGACUCGUCAAAAACUCAGGUCGCCACGAUCGAAUCGCCCCCUGUGACUACCUAUGGUCGGCCAGUCUAUUAG
Molecule: messenger RNA, 4380 nt
Organism: Caenorhabditis auriculariae
Lineage: Eukaryota; Metazoa; Nematoda; Chromadorea; Rhabditida; Rhabditidae
Source: the annotation of a GenBank genome assembly